Emiliania huxleyi CCMP1516 is the source of this 2542-nucleotide messenger RNA. RefSeq lists its product as hypothetical. Lineage: Eukaryota; Haptophyta; Isochrysidales; Noelaerhabdaceae. The coding region runs from base 60 to 2321 and encodes 753 amino acids. The record is from RefSeq and is a predicted model, not a curated record. The transcript has 10 exons.
AACCGCCUUGAACUCCGCCCUCUUUCGUGGCCGCCCUCGCUCUUCACGGGUGCCCGUGUAUGCAGCUGGCCGACGGGACGCAGAUCGUCCGCUCGCCACGCAGCGACACCGCUAUGCAACAGCCAGCGCACCUGCGUCACACGCAGCGGACUGCACAAACGGCCUCGGAGACGGGAACGGCCGAAGAGGCCUCAGAGACCUUGUCCGACCCUGGCGCCUCGGGAGAGCUGCUCGCGUCAAGCCGUCCGAUGGGCCUGGGCGGGCACGCCCUGCUGCUGCUCGCGCUCCUCUCUGGCAGCGCGGUCGGCCUCCUCUUCUUUUCGCUGCUCGGGUACGGCGUCGAGGUGUACCGCGCCCUCGCCUCUGUGGACUGGUGGCUGGCGCCCUCGCUCGUGGUGGGCGCGCUCCUCCUGCUCGUCGCGCUGUACGCCCUCGACGCGCGCUAUUGGAAGGGCGCCGGCCGCAUCGCCGCUUAUUUCCCGCUGCUCGCCGCCGCUGCCGGAUCGCUCGGCGCCGCCUGCCUGCUCGGCACAAAGCAGUAUCCGUACGCGCCGCUGCUGUGCGUCUUCCUCGUGCCGACGCUGGGCGCGCUCCUCUUUGCGCUCCUCUUCUACUACCUUGCGAAGACGAUGGAGGCGCGCGACCGCGGCAGCAGCAAGACGCGCGCGCAGUGGGCCAUCCGCCUCUUCCUCUCCUCCAUCAUCUUCUUCAUGGCGGUGACCUGGUGCGCCGCCUCGGUCGCGGGCGCAGGCCUCGGCGUCGCGCGGACGGUCGAGUUUGCGAUGCUGCUCUUCAUCGUCGUGACGACGGCUGUGGUGGGCAACACGGUCGGCUGGGGCAGGGUCGGCAAGACGGCGCAGAGCCUGCCCAUCUACCGCAAGCUCGCCUCGUACUCCGAGGGCUUCUGGGACUACGUCAAGGCCUUCGCGCUCUGGGGCUUGGGCUGGCUCGCCAUCCCAACCUUCCUCGCCCUCUCCGCCGCCAACCAAGCCGCGCGAAAGGCUCUCCCCUUCACGCUGCCGCCCGACGCUCCGGGCCUCCUGACGGCGCACGGCGCGCAGCUCUGGGCGCGGCUGCGCACGUGGCACUGGGCGUCGGUGAUCUCAAAGACGACAUUCUGGUCCCUCCUGUACCUCAUCCUCCAAGUCAUCGUGAUGCAGCUCGUCGUCGUCUUCUUCGCCUUCCUCAACGAGGCGCUCAGCGACUUCCACACCGGCGUCGUCUGCGCCAUCUUUGCUGGCGUCGGGCUCCUCAUGUUCAUGAUCCCGAUCAUUCCCGGCGUGCCCGUCUACAUCGCGUGCGGCGCUGUCAUCCCGGCAUCGACGAUGUCGCAGGCGAACCCAGACUGGUCGGACGACAUGGAGCCGGGGGACGAGGUGCCGAAGGAGUUCUGGGUCGGCCUCGUCUACGCCACGCUCGUCGGCUUCGCACUCAAGCUCACCGCGGUCGCGCUCGAGCAGGAGCUCAUCGGCCGCCAGUUCGGCAACUACGUCGCCGUCCGCUCCUUCAUCCGCAUCAACUCGCUCGAGAUGCGCGCGACGCGCCGCAUCCUGCGCCGGCCCGGCAUCAACACGGCAAAGUGCGCCAUCCUCGUCGGCGGGCCCGACUGGCCGACCUCGGUCACCACCGGCAUCCUCAAGCUCAACCUGCUGCAGAUGCUGCUGGGCACCACCCCCAUCCUCCCCCUCAUCGCCGCCUCCACCGCCGCGGGCGGGAUGCAGCUGCUCAAGACGAAGGGCGACCUGUACGACUCGAUCACCGUCAUCGUCACCUUCCUCUCCUUCCUCGCGCAGACGGCCUCCACCCUGCUCGCAAUGUACUUCAUCGAGCGCACCUCGACGCAGUACGCCGCCGAGCUCGCCGCCGAGCCUCCCGACGAAGAGGCUGCCUUCUCAAAGGCGCAGCGCGACGGCACCAACUGGUCCUCCGCCGGCGUGCCGCUGUGGCCAAAGGUGACGAUUAUCACCUCGGCGCUGAUGCUCGCCGGUGCGUGCUACCUCUCGGUGGUGGCCACCUGCUUUGAGCCCUUCUCCGUCUCGCAGCGCAUCUCGGACCUCCCGGGCGGCACUGUGUUCGGCCUCGUCCGGCCGAUGGGCUGGGUGGUGAUCGGGCUCUUUGUCGGCGGGUGGGUGCUGCGCUACAUCUACCGGCGGUGGGCGGUGGCGCGCGCGCGGAGCUGGCUGCGUGCGAGCACGGGGCCGCGCUGCGACGUGUACGUGAGCGACUCCCCGGUCGGGUCGCCGACCAGCUCGCCGUCGCCAGCCGCUUCUCGGGCGGCGCCCCCCGACAUCAGCGUAAGUCGGGACGUGAGCCGCGUGUGAGCGCGCCAACUGCUGUUGGCGCAGUACGUUUGUCUAACCCGCGUCGACGACCCAUCUCCCAUGCCAUGUACAGCUCGGUUCCCGUGUGCGAGAGAUACAAGAGUGUGUGGCUCCCCCAGAGCGCAGAGGUCCCACGCUCCACGACCAGGCAGCAAGCCGUCCGUUGUGCAUUGAGCGGCCGGGCCUUUGUGGAGCUCUGUGGUACACCCAAAACACAAUGU